AUGAGCGGAAACGGACACACAUUCAGCGGCGGGCAGUCGAUAGGCAAGACCCAGGGCACCGCGCCCCUAACCUUGAGCCUCUCGGGCUUUCCUAACUUUGGGCUCGAAAACCUUGAUGGGAUUCAGAACCACUAUCAACCCGUCCGAUUCGAACAAAUCGCUCCAAACUUUGUCUCGAAGCACGUUCGGACAUUCUGCGACGACGACUCUGCCAAAGCAGGGCUGGCGAGCGAUCUCUCACCACCCGACCUGCCGCCGCUCAAGCCGCUCGCCAGAGAAGGCUUUGGCGUUGUCGUUAUGGCUGAUGUGAGCGGGUAUUCCAAGCUCACUUCGAUGCUGGCCGAACGCGGGCCGAUGGGAGCUGAGCUCCUCAGCAAAACGAUGAAGGGAUAUCUGGAUCAGAUCAUUCAAACGGUCCUGACCCAUGGAGGUGAUAUCGUCAAGUUUGCAGGCGACGCCGUCAUUGUGUACUGGAAAAUCGAAGGGCCAUGCGACGGAACAAAUAUCUCGCCGAACGACCCGGUCAGCAUAGCUCGAGGAGAGCUCGUCGUGAAGGCGUGCUACUGCUGUCUGGACAUGCUCAAGAAACUGGGGCGAUACAAAAUCAACAUCCCCGGAUGCGAGAUCGAGGACUUGCAAAUCCAUUUGGGCAUCGGCUCCGGGCAGCUGUACGAUGUACAUGUCGGUAUGACUGACCGAUGGGAACACUUCAUCGCCGGUGAAGCGGUCAACCAACUCAACCAUGUUCUGAAUGCAGCAAAGCCUGGCGAGCUGGCUAUCUCCCACCAGGCAUUCAAGUGGUUCUCGUUGGUGAUCGACAUAGAAACCAUCACCCUUGGGGCCUACAACAAAAAGUACAUUCUCCUGAACGGACUGGAAAAAGCCCAGCGAAAGAUCCCGCCAUCAACUCCAACAGAGAAUGACGAUCUUGCGUUAUGGGAGAUUGCCAGUGCGGAUCUCAAUGUCUGUCUCUACCAAAAGUUUAUGAACGAGUCUGCGCUCUACAAACUUCAAGCCGAUAUCAACCAAUCACGGCUAUUUCGCAUCGAGUCGGGGCUGAAUGAGCUUCUGUCCCUCUACGAGCUUCGCCAGGUCACGACGGUGUUCAUCCGGAUCGGCUCUCUGCAGAACUGGAACGGGAAAACAUCACUCGCAGAUGCCCAGCAAGCCAUGGCAAUCGCUCAAACCGCCCUGAAGAAAUACGAAGGAUCGCUGCGGCAGUUUCACGUCGAUGACAAGGGUGCGGUGAUGCUGCUCUUCUUUGGGCUGCCACCUUUGGCGCACGAAAACGACGCCAUAAUGGGGCUGAAGACUGGGCUCGAGAUUUGCCAGCAGUACAGCUUCCUGUUCUCGGAGUUUUCGAUAGGUAUAACGACAGGAGUGAUCUCGAUCGGUGGUGUCGGCAAUUCCGUCCGGACAGAAUAUGCACUGAUGGGCGAUUCCAUCAAUAUGGCCGCUCGGCUCAUGUUCCUCGAUGCCGCGAGUGAGUCUAUACUCUGUGACGAAAGAACCUACAACCUCACCGAGCGGGCCUUUGUGUUUGAUAGUCUCGGAGAAGUCAAGGUCAAAGGAAAAGACCACCCGAUAUCGAUAUUCCGCCCAAAGGAGAUCCGACAGGAGGCUGAGGAAUCCAAUCGCCGCUUUGCCCACGACGACCAAUUGGAGAUGAUUGGCAGGUCCAAGGAAAAAUCGACCGUCAUCGAUGCUAUUUCUUCAGUAAAGUCUGGAGGCAGUGAGGCGGCCUCCAUUGUCGUGAUCGAAACAGAAGGCGGACAAGGUCUAUCGACAUUUGUGAAAUGGUCCAAGCAAGAAAUCAAAAAGCGAAAGUGCUUGGCAUGGUAUGUAAACACAGUAUAUCCGCACAUGACCACAGCAUCGACGGCCUCGAGGCGAUUCAUAUCCACGCUUGGCUCCGUUGUUAUAUCCCUUUGUCCUUUCCCGACGAUUCGCCAUGCCUUCUUGGCAUCCCCUCGGUCACCAGGAAUGCUGGGUGCCUUCUCCUGCUUGUGCCCGACCGAUAGUGCGCAUUGCUGA
Polychytrium aggregatum is the source of this 2034-nucleotide messenger RNA. Its product is annotated as nucleotide cyclase. The record is from RefSeq and is a predicted model, not a curated record. Bases 1 to 2034 code for a protein of 677 amino acids. The transcript has 6 exons. NCBI's taxonomy places the organism in Eukaryota, Fungi, Chytridiomycota, Chytridiomycetes, Polychytriales. Gene Ontology annotation, biological process: cyclic nucleotide biosynthetic process; intracellular signal transduction.